AAUGCAAAAUGAUAGUUAAAAGCAGUUCAUCAUUGAAAUCAGUGAUGACAUCUCUGUUCAGUUAAAUAGUGUCUAAGAAAGAAUAAGAAAGUUCAUGGCUUCAUUGUAACCAAGAGAGCAGAAUAUGCUACAGUGAGGAAUAUAAAGAAAACUAGUACCUUCCUCCAGAACGACAGAUCGAACCCUGUUGAGGCCUCAGCUUGGCCUGAGAUGGAUCUGAAUGUUCAUGAACAAAAACCCAAGGAGGAUCUGAUUGCUUCUCCUAAACUUAAAUGGGAUCUGGUUGAUUCAGUGGAACUGUAUGCCCCGGGUCCAAGCAUUCUCAAGCCACGACAUGAAUGGGAUCUGGCUACUCCACUGGAUUUGGGUGCACCAAGUCCAAGCGUUCUUGAGCCAGAGGCUAAAGUUUUAUCUGAACUUUCAAGUUUGGAGAACUACGUCCCUUUAAACAUUCUUCAACUAGAGGAUCGUUUGAAGCAGUGUACACUGCUCAAACAAAGACAUGUCACCGAUGUCUGGCCCAGGGUCUUCAUCGGAGACGAAGAGACUGCAACAGACCGAGAUAUGCUGCAGGAGAUGUGCAUCACUCACAUUCUGAAUGCUGCAGCGCCCAAAAAGGACUUGAACUUCUUCUUGGGAACAUCUUAUGUUGAAGACAUAGAAGGAACAGUCAAUACAGGGUCUAGAUAUUACAGAGGCUUGCACAUCAAUUAUUACAGCUUGCCUACAACAGACAGACACUGUUCUGACAUCAGCAAGUGUUUCAUGUCAGCUGCAAAAUUCAUUGACAAGGCCGUGAAUAAGCCAGGGAGUAAGGUGUUGAUUUGCUGCAAACAGGGUGUCGACCACUCUGCGACUCUGUUUCUGGCAUAUCUGAUGAUCUGCCAUGACAUGAUGGUGGAGGAUGCCAUUGAUCACGUCAUAAAGUGGAGACGCAUCCAGCCCUCCAGAGACUUCCUGAAGAAGUUGAUGCUCCUCAAUGCUGAACUUGUGAACAAGCGAAAACUAAAGCUAGAGGACAUAAAGAAAGGCAAAAAGAGGAGAAAAUGGCAGCUUAAACAAAAGUGUAUAAAUAUCGAGAUAUAUUUAAUCUGUACAGACAGUGUGUAUCAGAUAACGUUACAGUUUAAUCUGACAUUACCAGAUAAGGAUUACUUAUCUAUCAGUAUGAGAACCACAGACACAAUGUCCACAGACAUGAGAGAGGUGCUUCUGGAGGUUUACGUCAACGACGCCUUCUACUUUGGUGACAGCUACUGGGCAUCAGAUGAUAAAGAUGUGCAGCUGGAGUUUGAGAUCACCGGUGACAUCUACGACCUUAUCAGCGGCAGUGCAUCUCGAGAGUUAGAUGUGCAGCUGGAGGUUGUGACAAUGGAUCAUGUCUCAGGCAGAUACUGCAGUCCAGGAGAGAUGCGUGUGCAGCUGGAGGUUAAUGGUAGAGACAACAUCUCAGUAUGUGAAGUGAAAGAUUUGCAGCUGGAGAUGAACAGGAACGACAGCAUCUCAGAGCUGAAGAGCCCUACGCUGGUCUCUGAAGAUCUGAGCGACCCAGCAGGACCUUCAAUGGAAGAGGCCAAUGAUCAGGGUGGCAUGGAUGCUAAGAACAGUCCAAUAGGACUCACUGUUGGGGAGAUGACCAAGAAAAUGUGGGCAAUCUUCCAGCAAAUUUGUGCAGUUUUCCUGACAAACACUCCAAAAACUGUUGGGCAACCUGAAGUGGAUCUUCUUGAUCUAAAGGAUCCAAGUGCUCCCAAGCCAGAACCUGAAUUGGAUCUGGUGGAUACUGAGCAAUUGUGUAUCCCUGAACCUGAAGUGGAUCUCGUUGUUCUUUCUGAACCUAAAAUGGAUCUGGUUGAUUUAGAGGAAUCAUGUGCCAGCCCAAAAGAAAGUACCAAAGCCAUGAAGAAUAAGAAAGUUCAUGGCUUCGUUGUAACCAAGAGAGCAGAAUAUGCUACAGUGAGGAAUAUGAAGAAAACUAGUACCUUCCUCAAGAACGACAGAUCUAACCCUGUUGAGGUCUCAGCAUGGCCUGAGAUGGACCUGAAUGUUUGUGAACAAAAACCUAAGGAGGACCUGGUUGCUUCUCCUAAACUUAAAUGGGAUCUGGUUGAUUCAGUGGAACUGUAUGCCCCGGGUCCAAGCAUUCUAAAACCACGACAUGAAUGGGAUCUGGCUACUCCACUGGAUUUGGGUGCACCAAGUCCAAGCGUUCUUGAGCCAGAGGCUAAAGUUUUAUCUGAACUUUCAAGUUUGGAGAACUACGUCCCUUUAAACAUUCUUCAACUAGAGGAUCGUUUGAAGCAGUGUACACUGCUCAAACAAAGACAUGUCACCGAUGUCUGGCCCAGGGUCUUCAUCGGAGACGAAGAGACUGCAACAGACCGAGAUAUGCUGCAGGAGAUGUGCAUCACUCACAUUCUGAAUGCUGCAGCGCCCAAAAAGGACUUGAACUACUUCUUGGGAACAUCUUAUGUUGAAGACAUAGAAGGAACAGUCAAUACAGGGUCUAGAUAUUACAGAGACUUGCACAUCAAUUAUUACAGCUUGCCUACAACAGACAGACACUGUUCUGACAUCAGCAAGUGUUUCAUGUCAGCUGCAAAAUUCAUUGACAAGGCCGUGAAUAAGCCAGGGAGUAAGGUGUUGAUUUGCUGCAAGCAGGGUGUCGACCACUCUGCGACUCUGUUUCUGGCAUAUCUGAUGAUCUGCCAUGACAUGAUGGUGGAGGAUGCCAUUGAUCACGUCAUAAAGUGGAGACGCAUCCAGCCCUCCAGAGACUUCCUGAAGAAGUUGAUGCUCCUCAAUGCUGAACUUGUGAACAAGCGAAAACUAAAGCUAGAGGACAUAAAGAAAGGCAAAAAGAGGAGAAAAUGGCAGCUUAAACAAAAGUGUAUAAAUAUACUAAAAGAUAUAAAAGAAAAUGUGCACAUAUAGAAAUGUCAAUAAAAUUAAUGGAUAAUGUCCUGAUAAUGAGCUGCUUUGUUUUGUAAUUUAUUUAUUUUUUACAAUACAAUGCAAAUGAAUAUCUGCACUGAUAGAAUCAAAAUAGAGCUCAGAUUUUUAAAAGAGAGAGAGAAAAACAGCACAGAUAAAUAUUUAUAAAAAAUAAAAAUAUUGGAAUUUAUAUUUUUUAUGUAUUUUAUUUAUGUACUUUAGGUACUUUAAUGAAUUCACUUGUUUUGAAUCAGUGAUAAGAAUCGUGUAUCAAACCAAUUCAAACGGCCAGAG
Molecule: messenger RNA, 3228 nt
Organism: Carassius auratus (goldfish)
Lineage: Eukaryota; Metazoa; Chordata; Actinopteri; Cypriniformes; Cyprinidae
Exons: 8
Coding region: 211-2934 (907 amino acids)
Biological process (GO): negative regulation of MAPK cascade; protein dephosphorylation
Cellular component (GO): cytoplasm
Molecular function (GO): protein tyrosine/serine/threonine phosphatase activity; MAP kinase phosphatase activity
Source: RefSeq, a predicted model, not a curated record